CCAAACCCAAACCGAUCGAACUAGUUUCUGGUCCACGUGUACGGCCACGAUGAGGCUCCACGAACUCUGAUCGUGCGGCCCACCAUCUAAAUAUCUUUCUCCUCAAACAAACACACAGCUACAAACACAGCAACAACAACCCAAAAAAUAAAAAAAUCCAAAAACGGAAAAAACCUCUCAAAAUCGAAUCCAAUAUCCAAACUGGCCCCAUUUGCUAGAUCUCGCCGCAAUCCACCGUCCGUACAAUCUCCGGCGUUUUUUCCGGCUGAUAUCCACCGUAUCUUCCAUCGAUCUCCGAUCACGGAUCGUGCGGUUAUCAGAGCGUCUUGUUGUUCUUUCUCGCGACAGAUGAGUUUUGAAUAAUUGGCGGCGAGCUUAACGGUCCACUACGUUAUGUAGCAUUUGUUCUUUCAUUAGCUAUUAAUUUAAUCAUCGACCAAUUAGAGAAGUGCGAGGAGAAUCGCAGAGAGGAAUUUGAAGUACAAUACAAAAUGUCUUUCCAGAAUCAGGGCUUCUGGAUGAACAAAGGUGCUGGAUGUAUAAAUGAUGGUGAGACAGCUUAUGAUAAUUCUUCCAGGAUUGAGCCGAAGCGUGCUCAUCAGUGGUUCAUGGAUGGCCCUGAGGUGGAGCUGUUUCCCAGCAAGAAGCAGGCAGUAGAGGUUCCAACCAAUAAUUUAUUUUCAGGAAUGUUGAAUCCAAAUGUUUCUCCAUGGGGAAAUGUGCCCAGUUUUCAUUCAUUCUCUGGCCAAUUUACUGAACGGUUAUUUGAUUCCGAAACAGCCAGGACUGCGAAUUUUGAUGACAGAAAUAUUCCAUCACUUACCACCACAGAGAAAAUGAAUGUGGGAAGAAAGCUUGAUGAGGAUACAUUUGGGAAUGAUUCCUCAUUUGGUCUAUCAAUGUCACAGACACUAGAAGAUCCUAGACUAGGUUUAAAUUAUGGUGCAUUUAGAAAAGUUAAAGUCAGCCAAGUUAAGGACUCUGAAAAUGUUAUGUAUGUAUCAAUGCCACAUGCCUAUAAUCGUGGUGAUGACAAUACCAUGUUAACAGCUCAUGCUUACAAGGCAGAUGACAAUUCAAUAUCUAUGGGUCUCACAUAUAGCAAAGGGGAUGACAUCAUAUCUUUAGGCGACGCCUAUGACCGGGUGGAUAACAAUUUCAUAUCAAUGGGACAACCUUAUAACAAGGGGGAUGAAAACAUAUCAAUGGGUCAAACAUACGGAGAAAACGCUAAUUCUAUAUCAACAUGUCAGACAGUCAGCAAUGGUGACAACAAUAUCAUUUCUAUUGGUCAACCCUACAACAAGGCAGAUGACAAUACCAUGUCAACCUGUCACAUCUUCAAUAAGGUAGAAGACAAUUCGGUACCAAUGGUUCAUACCUUCAACAAGGAUGAAAACAGUACCCUAUCAAUUGGUCACUCUUAUAAUAAGGGAGAGAGUACUAUCAUAUCUUUCGGUGGCUAUGAUGAUGAUGAUGAUAGAAAUCCCUCAGGAAAGCUAAUGUCUAGUUAUGAACUGUUGAUGGGUCAUCCUUCAGUGCAAAGAUCAGAGUCAGUAAAUGAGAAAGAGUUGGUUAAAUCAAGUGCUGAUGCUCAUACAAGUACUGGCCUGAUAACUUCUUCUGGAACUGAAAAUGUUUCCAAAAAGAAAGAUGAUCUAAAAAUGUCCAAGAAGGUUCCUCCAAAUAACUUCCCAUCAAAUGUCAGAAGUUUGCUAUCAACUGGUAUGCUGGAUGGAGUUCCUGUAAAGUAUACUGCCUGGUCACGGGAGGAACUUCGUGGCAUUAUAAAAGGUUCUGGAUAUCUAUGUGGCUGUCAGUCAUGUAACUUCUCCAAGGUGAUCAAUGCAUAUGAAUUUGAGCGUCAUGCUGGAUGCAAAACAAAACAUCCAAAUAAUCACAUCUACUUUGAGAAUGGAAAGACUAUUUAUGGGAUUGUCCAAGAGCUCAGGAGCACGCCUCAAAAUAUGUUGUUUGAAGUUAUUCAGACUAUAACCGGCUCACCUAUCAAUCAGAAGUCCUUCCGCCUUUGGAAAGAAUCCUUUCUAGCUGCAACACGUGAACUUCAGCGUAUAUAUGGAAAGGAUGAGGCGAAGCAACUAUCAUGAACCGAGCUGAUUUAAAUUGUAAGGUAGGAUCAUCUUCGUUUUGUGCAUAGAAGUCAUCUUUUUUUGUCUAUAUCUUGUACUCAUUAUGGUGAUUGCACCACUAACUUAAGGGUUUGGAUACUUUUCUAAUUUGAGGGCAAGGUACAUGGUGGGACUAGGAAGUUCUGUAUGAUGACAGUUACUUAUUAAAAAAAGGAACACUGUAUGAUGACAGAUUGUAGUUCGUGGUUUUUUUUUUUAAAGAAAAAAUGAAAUUUAAGAUGUAACCUGUUGGCGGAAA
Messenger RNA from Quercus robur (English oak), 2388 nucleotides. RefSeq lists its product as uncharacterized. The coding region runs from base 492 to 2108 and encodes 538 amino acids. The transcript has 6 exons. The record is from RefSeq and is a predicted model, not a curated record. NCBI's taxonomy places the organism in Eukaryota, Viridiplantae, Streptophyta, Magnoliopsida, Fagales, Fagaceae.